AGCCGGCGGAUGAAAAGUGGGCGGAACCUCUUUGGAAGUUGCCCGGCUUUUUUCGUUUGUUUUUUGUUUACAUUUUUGGCAGAUUGACACAUGUGCGUACUGCGUAUGAAGGUGGUGCGAAACACGAUAGAAAAUUUUUGCCUGAGCCAUGGGUGAUGAAGCGAUUGCAAACACCUCUUUAGCAAAAGAGAACGAUUUCAGUGCGACAGCAGUUGAUUUGUUCAAGUAUUUCAUAGGAUACUCAAAUGGAAUUCUGAACACUUUUGGCCUCAAGUUGCCUUAUGAAAGCAGACCAAAGAAGCUUUCGGAAAUCCAUGGCAUGAUAGGUCCAGGACUGGAAUUCAAUGUUCAGCAAAUAGAGAAAAACAUGCAACCUUCUAUGCUAGACGUUGACGGAGAAAUCCCAACGUUUAAAAUUGAUAUCCAAGGAGCUGCACAGCCAAAGGUCUUCCAAAGACCAAUGCAAGAGGACAUUGACUCACUUAAGUCUCUUAAAUGGGCCAACAGCCAUGUGAAGGAAAAGUACUACACAAUCCAGUACCAUGAAAAACUUUGGAUCAAGAGUAAUCCUCAGAGCAAGCAAACUGAUCUAGACUUGAACCCCUUUGGUGACUACAUCAUCCAUAUCAGGGUUCACAAGCCUUUCAAGAAUGAGCCGAAGGUUAAGAAGUCUUUAAAGCUGUCCACCCAAGAGGACGUGUUGGUUCUGUCCAGUCAGAAUUUGAGUGUCCUGAAAGACGUCAUUUGCUGUCCCAACGACUUCUCAACCUGUGGAGACAAAACUGACGAACCCUCGAGGAUUGAUAUGCUUUAUGCAAAGAACCUGUUUCCCUCUGGCUUCUUUUUCAUCGAGAACACAUUUUACAAUGAUACCAGGAAGACGACUAACCUUGACUACAGCAAAGUUAUUCGAGAAUGGGCUGCAAUGAAUCCUAAUUUUCCUCCAACUGACUUUAAAGUGGAUUCAAUGGAAAAUGUCACAUUCAGAGAGCUAAAGCUGAAAAUGGGUUACCCUUAUCUUUACAAGCAUCUCGGUGCUUGUGAGCAUAUCAUUACCUUCCUCAAUGCCAAACUGCUGAACAGGCCUGACAACUUGAACUCUAAAUACUACCCAAUGAGAAAGAUUCCAUUUGGCCAAGCAACCCAAAAACUUUGCAUCAUGUGUGGCUACUUCAAUGCCACUUGGGUGACUGUCGGCAACGAGUUUGUGCCUCAUGAUCCUGCUUUCUUUUGUGAACAUUGCUUCCACUCGUAUAACUUUGUUGAUGGAAAGCGAAUCUGCAACUUUACUAGCUACCCUCUAAUUGAUGGCAAGAAUUUCCCUAAGAACCUUGAGCCCAAGAUCACACCUGCGCCCCGUCCAGAGAACAAAGGGCAGGCGCACCCACUGCUCUUUACACCGAGAAACCUUCACAGGGAGCUUUUGGUUAACACUGAGUCAGUGUACCCCACCGCCGACGAACAAUGAUCUACUUUUCUUGAACACAUUUUUUAUUUUUAUAAAUAACUGAUCGCUGUAAACCUUAAAAAGGGUUAUGUAAGUGAUAAUAAAAAGGAAAUAAAGGCAGUGAGUCCCAAGU
Neocloeon triangulifer is the source of this 1580-nucleotide messenger RNA. RefSeq lists its product as uncharacterized. Gene Ontology annotation, cellular component: snRNA-activating protein complex. The record is from RefSeq and is a predicted model, not a curated record. NCBI's taxonomy places the organism in Eukaryota, Metazoa, Arthropoda, Insecta, Ephemeroptera, Baetidae. Gene Ontology annotation, molecular function: RNA polymerase III type 3 promoter sequence-specific DNA binding; core promoter sequence-specific DNA binding; RNA polymerase II cis-regulatory region sequence-specific DNA binding. Bases 149 to 1468 code for a protein of 439 amino acids. The transcript is spliced from 9 exons. Gene Ontology annotation, biological process: snRNA transcription by RNA polymerase II; snRNA transcription by RNA polymerase III.